CCGACUCGUUUUUUAGGAACGGAGUCAAAAAAAACCGACUCUCUUCAAAGAACCGAAAUGCCCUUUUCACACAGCACAGACGCGACCAAGAUGGCGGACUGAGCUGAUCUUGUUGUCCGGAGCUCGCGACAAAAGUUUCCAACGUACGACAAAAACACCAUCCUAACUUCACGGCGAAGGCAGCGAUGAAUGUCUUAAAGAUUAGUGUUUUGAAAACAUUAUUUUCUAAAAGCCGAGAAACGGAAGUUGACUUCGGAGCGACGGCGUGUUACCGGAAGUGAAGAUUGAAGACGUGAUAGAAGAUGGACGACUACUGCUAUGCUAAGAUGGCGACGUCAUGGAAAAGAGAAUCAGCAACUUCCAGCAAAUCAACAACGGAGGAAAAGACGAAAAGUACAGAUGAAGACAUCCAGCAGCUAAAUGGUCAUGUGGAAGAACUUCCCCCUCAGUGGCAGGAAGCGGAUCUCCCCGAGCUGCCGCUAGUUGUUGUCGCUGUGAAGACUGAAGACCACGAUGACGAACCACAGUCUUUUCAUUCUUUGGGUCUUGCAGACGUCCAGCGUCUUAUUGGUCUUCCAGAAGAACUCCCUCCUCUGCCGCGAGGGGGAGGCUCCACUUUGAAGCAGGAGGAUCCACAGCCCCCCCACAUUAAAAAGGAAGAGGAGGAACUUUGGGUCACGAAGGAGGGAGAGGGUCUCACGGAUAUCACAAAGUUGCUCCUGGAGACUGAAGAUGAUGAAAAGAAACCAAAACCAGGCAACCUCUUAGCUCCGCUAUCAGAUAGUGAGGCUGAAGACGAGGUUGAAGUACCUUUGAGCAGCGAUACAGAUAUGAGGACUCACACUGGCAACAAACUCUCUAAAUGUCCCGAAAAGAAGACGGGUGAAAAAUGUUUUAGUUGCUCAGUUUGUGCUAAAAGCUUUAGCAAAAAUUGCAAUUUGACUCAACACAUGAGAACUCACGCAGAAGAAAAGCCAUUCAGUUGUUCAGUUUGCGGUCGAGGAUUCACUCAGAAGGCAAGCAUGGAUGCACACAUGGCGACGCAUGCGGAAAGAAGACAUUUCCGUUGCUCCGUUUGCAGUGCCGGCUUUGCGCACAGGCAGAGUUUGUCCCGGCACAUGCUGAAACACACCGGAGAGAAACCCUUCAGUUGUUCAGCAUGUGGCAAAAGGUUCUCUUUCAAAUACCUGAUGGUAAAACACACGCGGACACACACAAGAGAAAAACACUUCGGUUGCUCAGUUUGCGGUCACGUAUUUCCAGAGAAGGCAACCAUGGUAACGCACAUGAAAAUGCACAAAGAGGAGAAACCUUUUUGUUGCACUGUAUGCGCUAAAAGAUUCGCUCAGAAGUCAAGUAUGGUGAAACACAUGAAAACGCACACACGUGAUGAACAAUUGAGUUGCUCAGUUUGUGGCGACAUGUUCACUGAGAAGGCAACUUUGGUAGCACACAUGAAAGCGCACAAAGAAGAAACCCCCAUUCGUUGCUCAGUCUGUGGCAAAUUAUAUCGUUACAAACAAAACUUGUCCCGACACAUGCUGAAACACACCGGAGAAAAACCCUUUAGUUGUUCAGUUUGCGGGAAAGGAUUCUCCCUGAAAUAUUCAAUGGUUGCCCAUAUGAGAAGGCACACGGGAGAGCAACCAUUUCUCUGCUCAGUUUGCGGCAAGUUGUUCACCUUGAAGGCAUCUUUGUCAAUGCACAUGAGAACGCACGCGGACCAAAAACCGUUCCGUUGCUCAGUUUGCGGCAAAUUCUUUUGCUACAGACAGACUUUGACGAGACACACGCUGAGACACACUGGAGAAAAACCCUUCGGUUGUUCAGUGUGUGGCAAAGGAUUCACCUGCAAGGAAACUAGAGAAAUGCACAUGAAAAUGCACACGGAAGAAAACCUGUUUUGUUGCUCCGUUUGUGGCGAAUUAUUUUGUUACAGACAAAGUUUGACCCGACACAUGCUGAAACACAACGGAGAGAAACCCUUCAGUUGUUCAGUUUGCGGUAGAAGUUUCUCGCUGAAAUACUUGUUGGUGAAACACGCCAGGACACACAACAGAGAGAAACCUUUCAGUUGUUCAGUCUGCGGCAAAAGAUACUCGGACGAGAAAGGUAUUCAUGCACACAUGAGAACACACAGAUGAGAAUAGUCUUUUUACGUGCUCGGUAGGGGGUGACGGUUGAACUAUAAGAAUGGGUUGACAGCACACAAUUUGUGCGGAAAGAUUCCCAAAUCAUAAAAGUGUAAAGUUCCAUGAGAGAACUCACCUAAAAAAGUGACGGUCUGUGGUGCUAAGUAGGGCUGCAGCUAACGAUUAUUUUUCUAUCGAUUAAUCUAUAGAUUAUUUUUUCGAUUAAUCGGUUAAUCUAUAGAUUAUUUUUUCGAUUAAUCUAUAGAUUAUUUUUCCUUUUACCGAUUUUUUUUUUUUUUUUAAAUGAAGAGGAAAAAAUAAAUGUAGGCCAGUUUUUUCAAAAGGCAUGGCUUUUAUUUACAAAAAAAAAAGUAUGGCCACUCAGUCAACAUUGAC
Molecule: messenger RNA, 2528 nt
Organism: Nerophis lumbriciformis (worm pipefish)
Lineage: Eukaryota; Metazoa; Chordata; Actinopteri; Syngnathiformes; Syngnathidae
Biological process (GO): regulation of cytokine production; negative regulation of transcription by RNA polymerase II; regulation of immune system process
Cellular component (GO): nucleoplasm
Molecular function (GO): DNA-binding transcription repressor activity, RNA polymerase II-specific; RNA polymerase II cis-regulatory region sequence-specific DNA binding
Source: RefSeq, a predicted model, not a curated record